UGAGCGUGCUGGUGAGAAAGUAGAUGAGAGACAGCCCGAAGACUACUCCCAGCACCCAGCGCUUUCUCAGUAGCCGCCGUAGCACCAUCAUAGCAUGGCUUUGGAAGUGUUUCCGAGCGGCGACUGGCCCAUGUGGUGAUGAGCGGAAUGCCAUGCAGAGGAGACACAGCAGCAACACGGAUGGCAUGCCCUCUGAAAGGAGCCGAAGCCAAACCCUCGGAUCGGAGAGCAGCCUGGACGAGGGUGGUGUGUUUGACUGCCUGAAGCCAGACUCGCCCGCUUCACCCCAGCAGAUCUUCUCCGGCCUGGUUGGAGUCCCUUCCGGCUCCGUCUCCUCUGCCCAGUUUCAGGCUGCCGGUUUAGUCUUGGGCUCCCCUCCUGAAGUUUUCAUCCAGAUGACCGCCUCGUCUCGAGAAGAAGGGGGCCCCCAUCGCACGGAGGGCGGACCUUUCCUCCCCCGGCCGCCCCAGCACCACCAUCACCACCACCACUUCCACCACCAGCCCCUGCAGCACAGGACCUCCUCUCUGCUCCAGCAGGCGACCACAGCCGCCGGCUCAGAGAGGCACAGCUCCAGGGAGGAGGCCCAGGAGGACCAGUCCACCCCGGCACCAGCGUUGUCCGAGUUAAAGGCGGUGGUCACCUGGCUGCAGAGGGGCUUCCCUUUCAUCCUCAUUUUGCUGGCUAAAGUCUGCUUUCAGCAUAAACUAGGUAUCGCUGUGUGUGUGGGGAUGGCCAGCACGUUUGCCUACGCCAACUCCACGUUCAGGCACCAAGUCUCAUUACGGGAGGAACGUUCUAUAUUUGUGGCUCUGUGGAUCAUCAUGUUCCUCGGAGGGAACAUAGUGUAUAUCUACUACACAUUUAGCCACGAGGAGCUGCACAACAGCCUCAUAUUUGCCAAGCCCAACCUCAACAGCUUUGACUUCUUUGAUCUGAUCUGGGCCGUGGGCAUCACCGACUUUGUGCUGAAAUACGUCACCAUUGGAUUGAAGUGCUUUGUGCUCUUUCUGCCCAAGAUUUUCCUGGCCUUCAAAUCCAGGGGUAAGUUCUACCUGCUGAUCGAGGAGCUGAGCCAGCUGUUUCGGGCCCUGGUGCCCAUCCAGCUGUGGUACAAGUACAUCAUGGGAGAAGACCCCUCCAACAGCUACUUCCUGGGAGCCACGCUCAUCAUCAUCUACAGCCUCUGCAAGUCCUUUGACAUCUGUGGACGUGUGUCUGCCAUACGGAAGGCCUUGGUCAUGCUCUGCAGCUCCCAGAGUUACGGCGUGAGGGCCGGCAGUCAGCAGUGCAGCGAGGCGGGCGACGUCUGUGCCAUUUGUCAGGCUGAUUUCAGAGACCCCAUCGCCCUUCUCUGUCAGCACGUGUUCUGCGAGGAAUGCCUGUGCCUGUGGUUCGACCGCGAGCGAACGUGUCCGCUGUGCCGCUCCACCGUCAUCGAGACCCUGCGAUGCUGGAAGGACGGGACCACCUCCGCUCACUUCCAGAUCUACUGAGCUCUGGCGGCCAAUCAGGAACAUGUUGUCGUGCUGCGAUGCAAGAUAGACAAUGAUGUGUCACCUUUUUUUCUUUUUUUUUUCUUUCUGUAAAAAGUUAGUGUGGCAAUUCUUAAAAUCAGGGUAAGCAUAAUUACAGAAAUACACGAGGCGUUUGAAAAGGGGCCAGAACGAAGCCUAUGUGAAUCACAGUGUUUUUAUAUGAAGCUGCUGGUAGGGGCCACAUGCACAAACCAAAUUAUCAACAUGGUGUCACUUAAAAGAACCAAAACUUCUUGCCGUACAGUUCCAUUUUGUAGACUUAUCCACUGUUUCACACUGAUAAAAUAACUGAAUCACUGCAAGGACGAUGUAAAAAGUCACAGCAUUCACACUUUAUUUGUGGUAUUUGUAUGAUUUUUGUUCAUUAUAUUAGUCUACCAUGGAUAUUUAACGUAAUAUUUUUAUUUAAAUAUUAAGUAAAACAAAAUAUCCUUAAGCGUUUGUACUCUCUGUAGGUAGAAACAGUUUUUGUUUUUUAAAGGCCACUUGUGUAGAUAUUAAGUGAAGAAUGAGCGGUGCUGUGUGACUUUUGGUUACUAUGAACAGUGAUGUGUGUUGAUGGCGUAGGAAGGCAGCGUAAUCAAAACACUUUGUAGAUUUCUGUGAUGCAGUAAGCGUGGUGGAAUUAAAGACUUCCCUCACACUGAAAGAGGACGCUCACGUCUGAUCAUCUCCCAUGCUGCAAAUUUAAUUCCACUUUUAUUGUUACUGGAUCAUUUCAUGUCGAAUAAUUUAUUCUGGGGUUGCUUAAUAGACUCUAUGACUGUCACGCAGAAUGUGCUGUGCUGGGUUUUUUUUUUUUUUUUAAAUUAAAGCACUUAAGCU
This is a messenger RNA of Stegastes partitus (bicolor damselfish), 2363 nucleotides long. RefSeq names its product ring finger protein, transmembrane 2 (gene rnft2). The record is from RefSeq and is a predicted model, not a curated record. Gene Ontology annotation, biological process: positive regulation of ERAD pathway. The coding region runs from base 24 to 1496 and encodes 490 amino acids. Gene Ontology annotation, molecular function: ubiquitin protein ligase activity. Lineage: Eukaryota; Metazoa; Chordata; Actinopteri; Pomacentridae. The transcript is spliced from 11 exons.